AAUAUGCCACCUGUGGUGCGCUACAUCUCACUUAGUUCUUCUACAAGUGGUAGACGGUCUUUUCGAUAGUAUUAGCACAUCCAGCACAGGACACAGAUUCUGGCUAUGACUAAUAUCUGACAUUUUAAGUUGUCUAUAAAAAGUUGACGACCUCCUGCUUCAGCGUUUCCCUGCGACUGUGAAGCACGUUGCUGACGUAAACUGUCGGUGCGGGAGGGGGGAAGGUGACGCUGAUACUCUCAUACAAGUCGGAGCCGAGAAAGAGGAAUAGCGUUUUGUUUCUUUUUUCUUUAAUUUUUGUCCUUUUAUUAUUUGGCUGUUUAUGUUAAUUAUUUAGCAGUUCCGCCCAGUCACACCUGGUAGCCAUCCGUUUGGCAGCGUAAGCGUUUACGCCGCUGUCUCCUCACGCGGCGCUAUUUUGACAGUCGGGGUCGCAGUGAAGUAGCAGCGGCUAACAGCACCAUUACACUGGCAGCGGGCUCCUGGCUGUGGGGACAUACCAUGCUGCUGCACUGAGCCAGAGGAAGAAUAAAGAGAGAGUUCUCUGCGGAAGCUAAGCACCAUCACAGCUGUUGACGUUUGCUAUGGAAGUUACAUUGCCCUGUGCUGCAGCUCAUCCCUGUGUCUGACCAUAGUGGGUUCCCGUCAUCUUCCUGUGUUUGGUUCCCAUUCAGAUUCACUGCACAGAACAGAGACCAGCACAGAUCUGGUGCAACAUACAGCCAUUCCUGGGUCCUCCGCCCUUCCCCCUCCCCUAGUCCCACCCUCUCCCUCUCCCCCAAGAAGAUGUCAGUGAGCCUGACGCCAGACAUCCAGCAGGAAGGAGAGAGUGGGCCACACAUUGAGCCCUGCAGUCGAGGCAAGACCUCCCCUCAACCACAGGGCACUAAGGAGGGAACAGGGGAGAGUCUGGAGCCUGAGGAUGGCACCUUACAAGAUUUACAGAAACGAGGUCCGAACCAUAGCCAUAGCAGAAAAAGGUCCAAGUCAAAUGCCAAACUGAAGCUGGUACGGAGUCUGGCGGUGUGUGAAGAGUCCUCUGGUCUGUUCUCCAACGAUGGACUUCCAGAAACGGACAUCAUUCAACUUCACAUCAGCUGUCCAUCAGACAAGGAGGAGGAGAGGUCCUCUAAGGACGAGUAUGAAAAUGAUGAGAAAGAGAAGAAGGACAAGGCUCCGAGAAAAAUGCUGUCACGGGAUUCCAGUCAGGAAUACACUGAUUCCACGGGUAUCGAUGUUCAUGAGUUUUUGGUCAACACACUGAAAAACAAUCCCAGGGAUCGAAUGAUGCUGCUCAAACUAGAACAAGAUAUCCUGGAGUUCAUCAAUGACGACAAUAACCAGUAUAAGAAGUUUCCUCAGAUGACUUCUUAUCAUCGUAUGCUGCUGCAUCGUGUUGCUGCCUACUUCGGGAUGGACCACAAUGUGGAUCAGACCGGGAAGGCUGUUAUUAUCAACAAGACGGGCAACACGCGCAUCCCGGAGCAAAGAUUCUCAGAACACAUCAAGGAUGAACGUAACAUGGACUUUCAGAAGAAGUUUAUCCUGAAGAGAGAUGAUGCCAGCAUGGACAAGGACGAUAAUCAGAUUCGUGUCCCACUGCAGGAUGGGCGACGUAGCAAGUCCAUUGAAGAGAGGGAGGAGGAGUAUCAGCGAGUACGAGACCGAAUCUUUGCCAGAGAAGUGUCAUUUUUUUUACAGUCUUCUCAAAAUGGAUACAUCAAUGACAACAGAGGGAACCGUGACAGCUCCAGCCGAGCGUCCAGCAGCCGCCAGAGCAGCACAGACAGUGAGAUGAAGUGCCUGGAGCCACGGCCCUGGAGCAGCACCGACUCGGAAAGCUCGAACCGAACUCUACGGCCGCCGGUCACUAAGGCCAGCAGCUUCUCCGGUAUAUCCAUUCUUACCAGGGGAGAUAGCCUCGGUAGCAACAAAGGCUCACAGGGAAGCUGCAAAGGCUCCCGUACUGGUCUGUCCCUAGUUAGUCCUGAUAUCUGCCCCCCACCCUCAGCCUCCCAGUCCAGCUGUACUUUGCUUCCCUGCCCGUCACAACAGCCACAGCAGCCACAGGCACCGCCUCAGACAGCCUUGUUGCCCACCCCACAGCAGCACGCCAUGGGCAACCACAUGAUUGCUCAGCCGGUGGCGUCACUGCAGCCCUCUCAGACUGUAUCCUACUCCAGCCCUUCCUGCCCCCAGGUUCUCCUGCCUGUUUCUCCUCCCCAGCAGUACACUAUGGCAGAAGAGCUGGCUCCUCAGUUCACCCAGAUGACACUGAGUCGGCAAGGAUCCAGUGAGAACCCUGAGCCUCCCCCAAUGUAUCAGGCUCCUCCAACAGUGCUCUCCCAGCACCCCCCACCUCAGACCAGUUACAUCAUGGCUACCACGGGUCAGCCCAUGCCACCUCCGUCUGGCUACCAGCCCGCCACUGGACACCCUCACCCACCACCUCCACCACCUCCUCCAUCACAGCCUGUCAUGCAAGCUCCACCGCCUCCACAAGGCUACAUGCAACCACCCCCGCCGCAACAGAUCCAGGUGUCCUAUUACCCUCCUGGUCAGUAUCCCAGUUCAGGCCAACAGUACCGUGUUCCCCAGCCCAUGUCUCACCAGGUGUCUUAUCCUGCCCAGCGCACUCAACCUAUGCCUCAGCCCACACAACAGUCGGGUCUCCAAACAAUGAUGCCGAGCCAGCAGCAGAGUUACCAGAGUAUGAUGGGUGUGCAGCAGCCCCAAAACCCUGGUCUGCUCAAUUCCCAGAGGGCCGGCAUGGGUGGACAAAUGGGGGGACAAAUGCAGAGCAUAAUGGUCCAGUACCCACAGAUGCCAUCAUAUCAGGUGCCAGUGGGGAAUGAAAAUCAGCAGGUGGUGCAGCAGCAGUACCAGCAGCAGGUGAUGGUUCCAGUCAGCCAGUCGGUUCAGGGACCAAUGCCUGUCUACUACAGUGUUAUCGCACCUACACAGCAGAAUAGCACAAGUCCAUCUGUCAGUUAUCUGCAGCCCCCCAGCAAUGAGCAGUAUCAAAUCACACAAUCGCCAUCUCCAUGCAACCCUCCGCAGUUGCAGCAGCAAUAUUCAGGGGUCCCACCUCCUGGACCUGGGGUGAUGGUCAUGCAGCUCAGCGUCCCCAAUGGACCACAGCCUUCCCAGAAUCCUCCUUUGGUCCAAUGGAAUCCAUGCAAGUACUACAGCAUAGAGCAGAGACCCAGCAAGCCAGGGGAGCUCUACAAACCUGAAAACACUCCACAGGCCAGUACCCAGCUGACAAGUCCUCUGGCCUCCCCCACUCAGUCUCCCACCCCGUCUCCUUCUGGCAGUGUCAGCAGCGUCUGUCCAGGCCUUGGACCACUACCCCUCAUUUCCCAGUUUCCCCGGCCAGGAGGACCAGCCCAAGGUGAUGGUCGCUACUCCCUGUUGGGUCAGCCUCUCCAGUACAGCCUUUGUCCACCUCCCCUCAUACACGGCCAGUCCUACAGCUCUCACCAGGGCCAAGGCGUCAUGAAACACGGGGCACGAGGAAAGAAGCAAACACUCAAAUCUGCAUCAACAGAUCUUGGCACGACUGAUGUUGUGUUAAGUCGAGUGCUCGAAGUAACAGACCUGCCAGAAGGAAUUUCACGUCCAGAUGCUGAAAAGCUCUUUAACCAGCUGUCAAUGUGCGGUGCCAAGAUCCAGUGGCUGAAGGAGCCGCAGGGAGUGCGAGGAGGAGGAGUCUGCGGCCCCUGUCCCAACGUAGGUCCUCUAGGGCCCGGGGUCGGUAUGAUGGCUGGAGGAGCCAAGGGUGAAUGUAAUGACCCGGCUCACCUCUACACGGUGGUGGCAGUGUUCCCCAGCACCAUGGCCGCCCAGAGUGCUUCCUUCAAACUCAACAACAGCGGGGCCAGUCUCUUCAAACUGAGGGCAGCCAAAAAGAACUAUGACCUGCGUGUGCUGGAGAGGGCCAGCUCACAGUGAAAGGAGCUGAGAGGGGGGGGAGGAAAGAAGGAAAGUGGAAGAGACAGAAACAAAGAGAGACUCCUGGUGGAUCAGUGGAGAAGGGAGCAAGACUGAGGAGGACUGCUCUUAGUGUACAAUUUAAAAACAGACAAAAAAAAACCAACAAACAAACUCCAGUUUAAUGUAUAAAAGGGAAGAAGGUGUGAAUCAUAAGGUGGCUGGUGUUCGGUUGCAAAUCUGAUUUUGUCGUUUGUUUUUACUCAUAGUUUUUGUUUUGUAUUUAUAUAGCAGAAGAGCACACAAGACACGUGAGCAUGUGUUUCACUGUUGCCGUGGAAUGUGUGCUGCCGUCAUACAGAAUCAUGCGAACAUGCGCACACACACACACACGACCACAGACACAAACCAGGAGACACACAAACACAGGCAACAGGGUCACGUAGCACAUAACCAAGAACACACUGGACAGUUGACCUCAGUCGGAAAAUCUCCUCUCCAACCCUUGCUCCUCCAUCUGCCCUCUCUCUCUUUCUUUCCUUCUUUCUUUCUCUCUCUGUCCCUCCUUCCCUUUCUCUCUCCCUCUUUCUCCCCUCCCUCGCCCAGUUGUCUCCUGGUCUAACAUAUUUAUACAUUUUCAUAUGCACAGUUGCACACUCACUCUUUCUGCUCCUCCCUGCUGCUCCUCCCUCUUUUCUAGCCAUGUCUCAUACUGCCUCCUGCUUCCUCUGCUCCUCUCUCUCUCCCUCCCCUCUAUCCUCUUGCUUUCUGUUUGCCUUACUGCUGUUGUGGGUUUCUGUAUUGCGCUGUUUUUUUGGACUUUUUUUUUUUUUUCUCCCUGAAAAAUUCUCUCUUUCGUUUUCUUGGGGUUCAAUAUAUUUAUAUAAGUGAUGUAAGGAAUAAAAGAAAUCUAUAUAUUCAGUGAUCUUUCUUUCUUUACCUGAGUGACAAAGUUUAGGGCCUUCCUGUAUCCUUUUCCUCCCUCUUCCUCUUCAUCCCCUCCUCCUCCUCCUCUUCUGCCCUCUACCUCACUUCCUCUUUUCCCCCAAACUCUCCCACAAAGUGUCCCACUCCCCCCCUCGCUCCACCCCAGCGCCCCGCAGUGUUUGCGUUUAUUUUUUGUUUUUUGUUGACAGCUGUGCAGAACGUAUCAGAAGAAGUAGUUAAAGUGCACAAUGAUUGCAUAUGUCUACUGUAAAUUUUAUUUAAUCUGUUAUUUUUGUUUGUUUUUAAAAAUAUAAAAGUGGAGAAAAAAACGAUCAAA
Messenger RNA from Cynoglossus semilaevis (tongue sole), 5197 nucleotides. It is a transcript of the gene r3hdm2, whose product is annotated as R3H domain containing 2. Gene Ontology annotation, molecular function: nucleic acid binding. Bases 787 to 3954 code for a protein of 1055 amino acids. The record is from RefSeq and is a predicted model, not a curated record. NCBI's taxonomy places the organism in Eukaryota, Metazoa, Chordata, Actinopteri, Pleuronectiformes, Cynoglossidae. The transcript is spliced from 26 exons.